Messenger RNA from Frankliniella occidentalis (western flower thrips), 854 nucleotides. RefSeq names its product transmembrane protein 208. The record is from RefSeq and is a predicted model, not a curated record. Gene Ontology annotation, cellular component: intracellular membrane-bounded organelle. The coding region runs from base 164 to 691 and encodes 175 amino acids. NCBI's taxonomy places the organism in Eukaryota, Metazoa, Arthropoda, Insecta, Thysanoptera, Thripidae. The transcript has 5 exons. Gene Ontology annotation, biological process: vacuolar protein processing.
CCAUGACUAGACGCGUCAUGCAGUCGUCUGCUGCAGCAGCUGGCUGUUGACAGUGUGGAACGUUUGUUUUGUACAGUUUCAUUCUCUCUCUUUCCAUACGAUAACUGAAAGUGUUUUCCGUGUCUCCUAUCUUCUUUACGGGUAUUUAAUUCAUUUCAUCAACAUGUCGCAAAAACAACAGAAAGGUAAACAAGGAACAAAAGGUAUUAAGCAGAUUGUUGAGGAAAACCAACAAACGCUAAGCUUUUACCGUAAUAUGGUAUUCAUUUCCAAUGCAGUCUUUUUGUCCGUAACGUGUGUUCUUUUUGACCUCUUCACUACAAUCAAUAUAGUUAUGCUCAUAAUUUCUGCAUUAAUUUAUGUUGGGAGUUAUCAGUUUAUGGUCUACAUGGCUAAGGCUAAAUAUUCAGAUUCUGGCCAGCUAUUUGAUAGUGGGGUUGAUCUAAAUAUGGAAGGUGGAAUAGCAGAGCAUGUAAAGGACCUCAUCAUUUUAGCAUCUAUUUCCCAGUUGCUCUCGUUGUUCUCCAACUACUUCUGGUGGCUUUUGGCACUGGCUCCAGCUAGAGGAUUCUGGAUGUUGUGGAAGAAUAUUUUAGGGCCAUGGUUCUUCCAGCCGGCCCCAGAAGACCCCCAAACGGAUCCAAAGAAGCAGCGUAAAAUGGAGAGAAAAAUGGCCCGAGGCCGCUAUUGAUGAAAAAUAUUUGCUCAAUUUCAUGUUAUGCAAUGUGCCAAAUUUGAUAAGGUUUGAUACUGUUUUUCAUCUUUGGGCUGACAACUUUGCUCAAAAAUAGGAAUGGAUUAAGCUAUUUCCUUGUCUUUCUAUACAUUUUUUCAAUGAAGUGUUUCACAGGAUA